Messenger RNA from Eubalaena glacialis (North Atlantic right whale), 912 nucleotides. RefSeq names its product ring finger protein 148 (gene RNF148). Bases 1 to 912 code for a protein of 303 amino acids. The record is from RefSeq and is a predicted model, not a curated record. NCBI's taxonomy places the organism in Eukaryota, Metazoa, Chordata, Mammalia, Artiodactyla, Balaenidae. The transcript has a single exon.
AUGAGCCUACUUAGAAUUACUCCUUCAAUUCAUAGUUCUGUUUCAUCUCGACUGUUGAGGCUUAGCAUCUUUCUACUACUUAGCCUUCCUGACUCAAAAGGAAAAGCCAUUUGGACAGCCCACCUGAAUAUAACGUUUCAGGUGGGAAAUCAGAUUAUAUCAGAAUUAGGAGAGAGUGGAGUGUUCGGGAAUCAUUCUCCUCUGGAAAGGGUGUCUGGUGUGGUGGUACUUCCUGAAGGAUGGAAUCAGAACGCUUGUAACCCUAUGACCAAUUUCAGCAGGCCUGAGCGAGCAGACUCUUGGCUGGCCCUCAUUGAACGGGGAGGCUGUACUUUCACACACAAAAUCAACGUGGCAGCAGAGAAGGGAGCAAAUGGGGUGAUCAUCUAUAACUAUCCAGGUACGGGCAACAAAGUAUUUCCCAUGUCUCACCAGGGAACGGAAAAUAUGGUCGCAGUGAUGAUAGGCAACCUGAAAGGCAUGGAACUUUUGCACUUGAUUCAGAAAGGAUUCUAUGUGACGAUCAUCAUUGAAGUGGGGAGAAUGCACUUGCCCUGGCUGAGCCAUUAUGUCAUGUCUCUGUUUACCUUUCUGGGUGCCACAGUGGCCUACCUGUUCCUGUACUGUGCCUGGAGACCUCGAGUGCCCAAUUCUUCCACCAGGAGGCGAAGACAGAUAAAGGCAGAUGUGAAGAAAGCUAUUGGGCAGCUUCAACUGCAAGUGCUCAAAGAAGGGGAUAAGGAACUAGAUCCAGAUGAAAACAAUUGUGUUGUUUGCUUUGACAUAUACAAGCCUCAAGAUGUAGUACGUAUUUUAACUUGCAAACAUUUUUUCCAUAAGGCAUGCAUCGACCCCUGGCUUUUAGCCCAUAGGACAUGCCCCAUGUGCAAGUGUGACAUUCUGAAAACUUAA